This is a messenger RNA of Botrytis porri, 1711 nucleotides long. RefSeq lists its product as uncharacterized. The transcript is spliced from 6 exons. The record is from RefSeq and is a predicted model, not a curated record. Lineage: Eukaryota; Fungi; Ascomycota; Leotiomycetes; Helotiales; Sclerotiniaceae. Bases 1 to 1662 code for a protein of 553 amino acids.
AUGGCUAUAGAACAACCCCCUCUUAUUGUUGACCCUGAUAGGAUUGAUGAUCUACCCAAACCUUCCCCCUACACUCUUGCUGAGGCUUCCAUCCCUGAUCGUAUCGAGUGUAUCGUUCCAAUAUCUGUCCGCCCCUCUCUCAUCGAUCCUAAAAACAAAGGUCUUUAUGUUGAUAAGGCUGUAUCUCCUGGAGACAUCUUGUUUACAAUUAAAAAGCCUUUGUUCGCUAUUGUCGAACACGAGAACACGAGAUUAAGAACCUGCGAAAACUGCUUUGCAUACCAGAGCGUGGAGGAUGAAAUAGGAACUGUCAGUACUGUAGAGAGAGGUAUCGAGACAGCUAUCCCAUUCGACCAGUGUGGAAGCUGUGGGGUAUACCACUACUGUGACACGAAAUGCCAGAGGGAAGCAUUUGAACACCAUCAUAAGCAUGAAUGUCUUGCUUUCGUAGAAUUUUUAUCCGAAGAGCCCUUAGCAGAGAGGUUCAUUGAGCGUACGGAUUUUCGCUUUGUUCUCCGUUUCCUGUCCAUGGCCAAGGCAAAUCUUCUGACAGAAGCAAUAAUGAGGGAAUUCUUCACAGCACCGAUAGGGAAUUUGUAUGACUUCGAGCCUUCUAUGGAGACCUCCUACAGAAAUUUGAGUCUCAAUUUGAAACUUCUCGCAAAGUCGCCUGUGCACGAAGAUUCAGUCUUACAUCUUCUCUGCUUUGCUGUUCAUCAAUCUAUUCCGAUGUACCAACCAUUCAUAUGCGAAUUCAAUAGGCAUGAUAUAAGUUAUUGGAAUACAAGUUCUCCAACAAGAAUUGCUUGUGGUGCCUGCUACGAGCCGUUCAUCACAAUCAUGAGAAACGAUUGCAAUGCCAACACUCGCGAGUACUUUGACGGAAUGUCAUACAUUAUACAAGCUAAUCGUGCGAUCCCUGCCAACACUGAGAUUACCCGCCGUUUCAGUUCUUGGAAUGACUACGAAGCCCGCCGUCUUGAAUUCAUGAUGAAAGAAAAACUUGAUUGCAAGUGUAAUUUAUGUAUUCGAGGAAAUCUAGGACCAACAGGUGACCUUCGAGAGCGCAUGCUUGCAGUUUCCAUUUGCAAUUACAAGCCUGGACUCGACAAGGAGUUGCUGAAAGAACAACUAGCCAUUGAUCACAAAGUUAUUGCUGAUCUGAGAUCCAAUGGAUUCGGCUACGAUUGCCCUGAUCUAAGAAGAGUGUAUAUGAGUGUAUUCAGCGGUCAAUUUGAUCGAGACUGCCGAACUAGAACUCAAGAUUAUAAAGGGUCCUUGAAACUUCUUCUCGCCGUCUACUACUUGAUCGACCCAGUGGCAUGCCCGGCACCAUCACCGGAAGAACGCAUCAAAGUUCUGCAUUUCCUCGUUGUUAUCGCCUACAGUCGAAAAGACCCACGAUUCAAGGUCAGCGAGAUCGUCCUCAAAAUGCGCAAAUUCAUCUAUCAUUGGCGUUCGCAGCUCGUUCACUACUCCAGGCAAAUGGGUGGCCCCAAUACCAGGAUUGCUACAUUCCAUCGAAAUGCAUUCAAGGAAGACCUAGAGGCUAGUGAUAUACCUGUUUACACGGAUAAAGAUUCUCUCGUGAAGGAAUUGAAUAGUUGGUUCAAGUUGCUUGGUUUUGCUGAGAUGACAUCAGAGCAGAUUCUUCGUACCUAGAUGGACCAAAUAAUGUGUAGGGAGGGCACUUCGUGGUUGAAAUGACUUU